Messenger RNA from Equus caballus (horse), 939 nucleotides. The record is from RefSeq and is a predicted model, not a curated record. NCBI's taxonomy places the organism in Eukaryota, Metazoa, Chordata, Mammalia, Perissodactyla, Equidae.
AUGGAACCCAGAAACCAAACAGAUGUUCUAGAAUUCUUUCUAAUGGAAGUGACAGAGGAUCCAGAAAUGCAGUCCCUCAUCUUCAUUCUGUUUCUGUUCAUGUACCUGGUCACCAUCCUGGGAAACCUGCUCAUCAUCCUGGCUAUCAUCUCUGACUCCAAUCUGCACACCCCAAUGUACUUCUUUCUCUCCGAUCUGUCUUUUGCUGACAUCUGCUUAAGCACAACCACAAUCCCAAAGAUACUGCUGAACAUUCAAACUCAGAAUCAGAGCAUCACUUAUAUAGGCUGCCUCACACAGGCCUGCUUUGUCCUGAGUUUUGCUAAUUUAGAAAAUUUUCUCCUUGUGGUUAUGGCCUAUGAUCGCUAUAUAGCCAUUUGUCACCCACUGAGCUACAUGGUUAUCAUGAACCCCCACCUGUGUGGAUUGCUGAUUCUACUGUGUCUGUUCAUUAGCAUCUUGAAUGCCCUCCUCCACAGUCUGAUGGUACUGAGACUGUCCUUCUGUACAGACAUGGAAAUCCCCCUUUUCUUCUGUGAAAUUUCUCAGGUCAUCAAGCUUGCCUGUUCUGAUACCCUCAUCAAUAGCAUCCUGCUUUAUUUUGCAGCUGGCAUAUUUGGUGCUGUUCCUCCCUUUGGAAUCAUUUUCUCUUAUACUCUAAUUUCUUCUUCUAUUUUAAGAAUGGCAUCAUCAGGUGGAAAGUAUAGAGCUUUUUCAACGUGUGGGUCUCACCUCUCAGUUGUAUCCUUAUUCUAUGGGACAGGUGUGGGGGUGUACAUUAGUUCUGCAUUUACACACUCUUCCAGGAAUAUGGCAGUAGCUUCAGUGAUGUACACUGUGGUCACUCCCAUGUUGAACCCCUUCAUCUACAGCCUGAGAAACAGGGACAUGAAAGGAGCCUUGAGAAAAAUCAGUGGGAGUGUACCUUCUUUUCAAUGA